This is a messenger RNA of Athene cunicularia (burrowing owl), 2381 nucleotides long. RefSeq names its product transcription elongation regulator 1 like (gene TCERG1L). The annotation marks the transcript as partial. Gene Ontology annotation, cellular component: nucleus. Lineage: Eukaryota; Metazoa; Chordata; Aves; Strigiformes; Strigidae. Gene Ontology annotation, molecular function: RNA polymerase binding; transcription coregulator activity. The transcript has 12 exons. The record is from RefSeq and is a predicted model, not a curated record.
CCACCCCCAAAGUGGAUAUUUGGAGCUCAUUCUCCGGUCAUCGGAUUUUCACCAUCCUCGAGCGUGGAGUUCGUCCCUGUUUUCCCACCUGUGUACGCAUCUACGGUCCCGCCUCAUGCUGGGAAAAACUGGAUCGAUAAAAGGCUACCCAGCUGCAAAAUCUAUUUGAAUAAUGCAUUUGCUCUGGAUUCGGCGUGGAUACAUCCUGAGGAGUCAAGGCUCUUCCAGGGAAAUGAGAAGCCCCUGUUAAUGACAAAUCAAGUAGCCAUGGCCAUAGCCAGGCCAGCUGCUGCCUCCAGGCCUCUUCCCACAGUGGUGCUGGCACCUCAGCUGAUACCAGGUGGUUGCCAGAACAGCCUUAAGCCAGUCGGGGGCAAUCAGACCCUGGCGCUGGCCGCCGCGGCCACCACCGCGGUGGUGUCGGUGGAGCCUGAAGCCCCGCAGGGACCGUCGGCCACGAGCCACAUCCAGCCCUGCCACGUGCUGACCUUCUCGCCCAUCAAAAUUCCGGUUUUGGCUUCGCCUUUUCCAGGUUCUGCCUCCAGGAUGGAUGCUCAUGUGGGUCCUUUGAUGCCGACGCAAGUCACCCGGGUAACUGCUGUGUCUGCACCGGCCGUGACCUUCAUGGCAACCAAUUUGAUGGAUCAGACAUUAACAGAUAAUGGCAAAGAAUCGAGUAGAUCCUCCUGCCCACCGACCUUGAUUUUACACGCGGAGAGGAAGAGUGCCCCCGUGGAGAGCGACGGCGAUAAGGAUCAUUCUUUUAAACUAGUAAAUGAGGAUGACAGCACAUCAAACGGCAACAAGCCCGUGGCAUCCACUCCAGUGCCAGGAUCACCAUGGUGUGUAGUCUGGACUGGAGAUGACCGGGUCUUCUUCUUCAACCCUACAAUGCAGCUGUCAGUCUGGGAGAAGCCGGUGGACCUGAAGCACCGCGGCGACAUAAACCGGAUCAUCGAGGAUCCUCCUCACAAGCGCAAGCUGGAAGCCGCAGCAACAGAUAAAUGUGUUAGUUCUUGUCCAGGGGAUGAAAAUGAUGAUCUUAGCAUCAAAACUAAGAGAAAUAAAACAGAAGAUUCCCAAGGUGAUGAGCAGGGGAAGGCUGAAACGGAGGAGAGAAAUGAGGAACCAUCAGCACCUCAGAUCACGCCCUCCCUAGAGGAGCGCAUCACUCAUUUCCGAGACAUGCUUCUGGAGAGAGGGGUCUCAGCAUUUUCUACAUGGGAAAAGGAGUUACACAAAAUAGUGUUUGAUCCACGCUACCUUCUGCUAAAUUCAGAAGAACGUAAACAGAUAUUUGAACAGUUUGUCAAGACCAGGAUCAGAGAAGAGUACAAAGAGAAGAAAAAUAAAUUGUUGUUAGCCAAAGAAGAAUUUAAAAAGCUCCUUGAAGAAUCCAAGUUAUCGCCAAGAACAACUUUUAAAGAAUUCGCAGAGAAAUAUGGAAGAGAUCAGCGGUUUCGGCUUGUGCAGAAGAAGAAGGACCAAGAGCAUUUUUUCAAUCAGUUCAUACUUAUUCUUAAAAAGAGGGACAAAGAAAACAGGAUAAGGCUACGGAAAAUGAGAUAAAACCUCCUGAAACUGGCAAUAAAUACACAAGUCCAUGCUGUGACUGCAGUAAGAAAUUCAAAUGAAGGCUAAAGCGUUCGGGGUUAAACAGCUUGACGAGGAAGCGGAUAUCCCGGAGAAAAACUUUCUCUAAGCGGAGUUUAUUGAACAUGUAUUGAAUUUGUGAAGGUUGUUCUGCAGGAAUCUGAAGGAUAUUUUGUUCUCAAAGAAUUAAUGUUUCAUAUUGAAGCUCUCUUUUGUACAACAUCCAGAGUUUGAUGCAUUUCUAAUUGCCAUGAUAUGUCAAUCCCUUAAUUGUUUUAAUUAUGCAAAUUACUUGUAAUAUACACAAAUUAUGAAUCCAAUGCAGAUUUGUAAUUAAGCAGAAGCAGAUGCCAUCCAUAACAAUCUCAAGAUAUUUUCAUCAUUUAGGGGAAUUAUCUAAUGCAAUCUUCGGCAACUUUAUGCAUUAACAUAAAGUGUUUAGAGGCGCGGUGGCGUGCAGGAAUUCAUCACCCGGUGUUCAUACGUCUCUGUCCAGUUCUCUGAGUAGUAGUAACAAGGUAUUAAUUGUUAAUCUUAGUGAAGAGUGUGAAAAUCUUGGCAUAUGUUCCAUAGGAAAACUCAUCUUUAAGUUUCAGAAAUCACUUCCUAAUGACCGUGAACGGUGCUUUCAGCCCCCCAGGCGACAGCAGCACUUCUCCGUCAGCUCUGAAAAGAAGUUAUUUUGUAAAACCAUCCCAGUAUGAUUUGGAUUACGUUACUGUAUGUGAAAAGUCUGCAUGAGAUUUUUCUCAUCAUAUUUGUAUAAAUAAAUAUUUAACUUUUUUAAU